Molecule: messenger RNA, 3834 nt
Organism: Lutra lutra (Eurasian river otter)
Lineage: Eukaryota; Metazoa; Chordata; Mammalia; Carnivora; Mustelidae
Product: odorant receptor 131-2-like
Exons: 3
Coding region: 363-1277 (304 amino acids)
Biological process (GO): G protein-coupled receptor signaling pathway
Cellular component (GO): membrane
Molecular function (GO): G protein-coupled receptor activity
Source: RefSeq, a predicted model, not a curated record
GAUCUGAAGACUCAGGAGCCUGGGAGAAUGUGAAGUGAGAGACUUUGCUUGAUUCACUUCCAUUAGAUGCUGGGUAUUGGGAGUUCUUCCCAGGAUUCUCGGAGAAACUCCUGCUGGUCUUCCAUAUACUUUUUUCCUAGAAAAGAGAACCCAUUUUUCCACGGGCAUAAAAGACCUCCACUGGUAAUGUAAGAUUUGCAACUCUCCCGGCGAUUUUAUGUCUGCAAGAAGAAUUCUAAGCCACUUGCUAUGGUAGUAGUGUCUUCACUGUGUACAUUUGUUCUCUGCCAGGCUUCCUGCUCUGUAGAGCUCCUAUCAGACCCCACUGUGCAGGCAAGGGAGCCAAGUUGCCCUGAAAGAUCAUGAACUUGUCUUCUGAGCACUGCAACAUAUCAGAUUGGCUGAGGCUGGAAGCAACAGUGAAGGCCUCUGUAUACACAGUUGCCUUCUUCUUUGCCACAUCUGUCACUGUCAUCAUCGUCACAAUAGUGUCACACAAUUCGAAGCUGAAGAAAGAGGCCCGAUACAUCCUCCUGUGUCACCAUCUGCUGUGCAUCUCCUCCUACUGUGGCCUGGGGGUGGUAUUCCAAGGGAUGCGGGCUCUGCUAGCCAAUAGUCCAGUGCUGAUGUGCUGGGUGGUAUUUGGGGUCCAGCUAAGUGUUGGAGAAGGGAUCCUCUUCACCCUGGCCUUGAUGGCUGUCAACACUUACCUGGCCAUUUGCUGGCCUUUGAAAUCUCUGGCUUUUGUAGAUUCAGUUAAGUAUAGGGUUCUGGCUGGGUCUUGGACAAUCAUUAUAUUCAAGAAUGUUUGCUUAUUCCUCAUAGAGGGUACUAGCCCCACUCAGGGUGCUGUUUUUAAAUCUGAACCCCUUUGCCCUGUGAUCUUGAAUGGCUCUGCUGCCAGAGCCAUCGGCAUGGUUUUCCUUUUCCUUCUUCUGUCCAUCAUUCUUGUAAGUUACUCUCUGAUCUACCAAGAAGGGAAACGGGCUGGCCAUUUUAAUAGAUCAAAUAUCAAAGCAAGGAAAACGGUCCUUAUUCAUUUAGUGCAGAUGGGUUUACAUGUGAUACCAACCCUGAUAUUCAUAGGUUUGGGAAAGAUGUGUGGAUUGUUUUUCUUUGUUUUAAAUCUGGUGCUUUUUGGAGUCUUUGCAUUUGCCCAAUGUCUUAACCCUCUGAUCUAUGGGCUCUGGAAUAAAGAGCUGCAAAGCAGAUUGUACCAUUGGAUGUGCUGUCAGUUGUGGUGUGGUCACAUAAUGACCAACAGAGAGACAGUUUAACCUGAAAUUCAGCCACACUGAAUCAAUAACUCUAGCCCUAAUGGAUCAUUAGCUAUGCUUGAGGACUUACCUUUACUCAACCAUAUGAGUAAGUCAGAGUUAUUCAUCUGGCUUGCAAAUUUUGCUGCUGUGUACAUGGAAUUGGCCUCUGUGAAAUCACUCUAUGUCUUUAAUUUUAAACCCAGAUCAACAUUUUUGGCAGCAUGUCCUACUGCAUCUCAGUAAGGAGGCAGUUUUUGAGAAUGCACUAAUUUUUAAAAACUGAGAAACCGUCCAUGGUUGAUAGGAAGAGAAGAAGUUUGGCUGUUCCUUUAUUAUUAAUUAGGCAUAGGUUUGGCUACAUGUAAUAACAAAACAGAAACAAAAUAACAAUGACUUUUUUAAGGUUUGAGAUUGUUCAUUUGUUUGUUUCUGAUGUAAAAGGAAUCUGGAGGUAAACAAUCCAGUCCUAUACAGCAGCUUUGUAGGCAACGGGUUCAUUCUCUUCUAUUCUGCCAUGAUUACUAUACUGCCUCACGACCCAAGAUGGCUGUUAAUGCUCCUGUCAUCACAUUCAUACUCCAACCAACAGAAAGGAGGAAGGGGCAAAGGAGGGUUUAUACCCUCCUUCUAAAGACUCUUUUUAGAAAUUACACAAAACACUUUUUCUUAUAUUUAACUGACCAAAACUUAGUCAUAUGGUUAUGUGUGGCUUUAAGGGAGAGUGGGAAUAAAUUUUAGCUGGGUAGUAGUGUCCCUAGCUAAAAAUUGGGGUUCUUGAUACUAAGAAAGGAAGAAAGAACAGUUAUGAGGAGGCAAAGUUAUUUCAGGGACCAUUUUCCUCUCAACCAAAGAAAGUAUAAAGAAAGACAAUGGCUGGGUUAUAAUAAAAAAAUAUAUUCUGCCUCUUUCAAUGUGGUACUUGGAGUUAACUUUUCAAAGUCCCAGAACACUUUAAUUGUAUUUUGUUAACAGUUCUCAAAGAAAAUGGCAUUAAGAAGAACAUUGAAUUGGUUUAAACAUGGGAAUUAACUCAUGAUUUAAAUCUAAGCCAUUUUGAAGCAGUAGUACAAAAUAAAGUCCUUCAUGGGAGUUUAUGUAUGAGAUUUCUUUAGAUGAAACAUCCACUUCUAAGUAAGUCAGGAUUCAGUUCUAGAAACAGGAAUCAUUACUCUAGGUACUUUAGACACAUGGGAUUUAAUAUGGGACUUAGAUACUUACAAAUACACCAGCAGGGCUGGAGGAAUGGAAAUCAGGAGCCACCAUUUGUUGGUGUCAAAAUCCCACAGGGAUCUGGUGGUCUAGCAGCUGUUUCCACCAUUGCUGCCCAUGCCUCAGGCCCCUCUUAAUGUAGUAAAUUUGCAAAAGAAAGAGCAACUGGAAGAUGGCCUCCACUUCCUUUCAUCUUUCAAAUCUCAAGUGAUUGCCUCUAACUGGUGGAACCCAUCUGGCAUUAAGACCCUAUAAGCAAAGAAGUCUGGGAAAUAUAGUUCCUAGUUUCACAGGAACAGAAAGUUAUCCCAAAGUGAGGGUGAAAUGAGGAUUGAAAGAGCCAAUCCAUGGGAUCCACCAUUAUGACAUUUAAUUUUAUUUACAGGUGAUAACAACAACAGAAGCAAAAUAGUUGCUCAACACAUUUACAGCUAUUAUGCUCCUGACACUAUGCAGGCCAUUUUAUAUACAUAAAAUCAAAUCCUCACAACAGGUAUAUAAUAUAGGUAUUAUUAUUCCUGAUUUAGGAAUGAGAAAAACUGAGGCUUAGAAAGGCUGUACAGGAGCUUAGGAGAACAGGAACUUCCCUUUCACAUUUUCCAUUUACAUGACUUGGCCAAAGGUGUUCAUUGAGAGCUAGACCAAAUUUCUUCGGAAAUUUGGUCUUCAGUUUUCCACUUUGCUUUGGGCGUAGACACGUGUCUUGUGGAAAAGAGCCUCUUUUCACCCAUUGCUUUGAUUACACUUUCCCACCCUUAGACCCCCACUUAUUUUCAGAUUCUAGUGCCUUCCAUAUCAUGUCUAGACUCCAUUUUGGCUUCAAGUCCUUCUUGCCUCUUCUCUGGGUGUUCAGUUGGUGUCUUCUCUCUUCCUCCAUCCUCAAAUCUGAGACUUCAAAGCAUGACCUUCUCUUUUGCAAUAUGCAAAUCUCUCCAAGGCCAGAAAGACUGCCAGGGUUGAUUACCUUUGUGUCCUGGCACUUGACACAGUGCCUGUAGAUAGCAGGUGUACGAAUGAUGUAAUGGACUCACUGGUCAGUAAAACAUGCCCUUUUCACAAAUUCCCUCCUCACAAAACCCAAGCUGUCUCUUUGUUUUUAUUGAAAUAUAAAAUAAUUUGAGUGCCAAGAGUAGAAAAAAAACUCAAAAAAUUUACCAAAAUUAACUCAAUUAUAAGCCCUAGGUCUAAAAUACACAAUUUAAUUUAUCCUUAAAGCUUUCCUUUUUUCCCUCUUUUUUGGGGUGAGGUGUUAAAUUUUUUUACUGAAGCAUAAUUAACAUACAAUAUUAUAUUAUUUUUAACUGUACAGUACAGUGACUUGACAAUUUUAUGCAUUACUCAAUGCUCACCAUGAUAAGUAUAGUUA